Thecamonas trahens ATCC 50062 is the source of this 1616-nucleotide messenger RNA. RefSeq lists its product as uncharacterized. The transcript is spliced from 2 exons. The coding region runs from base 1 to 1584 and encodes 527 amino acids. NCBI's taxonomy places the organism in Eukaryota, Apusomonadida, Apusomonadidae. Gene Ontology annotation, molecular function: protein binding. The record is from RefSeq and is a predicted model, not a curated record.
AUGGCUUCUACGUCUGAGCCUACGGUGAGCCACUCGGGCUGGCUAACCAAGCGCGGAGCGCUCAAGAAGUCAUGGAAGCGUCGUUACUUUGUCCUCGACGCCGAGAAGCAGCGCAUGUCGUACUUUAAGAAGGAUCCCUCGGCAAAGAAGAAGACAAAGCUCCCCAUUGCCAUCAUCCCGCUCCAUGUCUACACCUAUGUUGCUCCUGUCGAUGAGUCGGUUCAUCAGAAGGAUCACGAGUUCCAGAUCUCGGGCGCUGGGCUGAGGACGUUCUUCAUGGCGGCAGACUCGGAGGAGGAGAAGGAUGCGUGGAUGAACGUGUUUCAGGGCAUGGGCAUGAAGUUGGUGCCGGCGGGCGAGGAGCCGCCAAGCGGCGUCUACCAUGCUGGCUGGCUGUACAAGAUGGGCGAGUUUCAUCGGACGUGGCGCCGGCGGUACUUUGUGCUCGACGGUGCUGCCGUCUCGUACCACGAGAGCGUUGACGACGCACAGGUCGGCCGCCGCAACGGCUCGUUUACGCUCAAGGACUACGAGACGCUCGACCUUGUCGACGAGGGCGAGCACGGCAAGCCGUUCGAGUUUUGUGUCACUGGGCCCGGCCGGAGAACAUAUUACAUGGCGGCAACGACCGAGACCGACCUCCUCGAUUGGAUCGACGCCUUCCUCAAGGUUGCCCGGCUGGAGAAGACCGAGCGGCUGCAGGCCUUUGUCGACCGCAACGGCUACCGUGUGACCGGCCCGAACGAAACCGGCGGCUACGCCGUUGUCGCCGCCGCCGAGACGCCCGCCAAGGUCAUCGACAUUCCACCAUCGGCCCCGGUCUCGUACGUGGUCAAGGUCAUCAACGGCCACCAGUCAUUCCAUCUCACCAUCUCUACCGAGCAAGUCUCCUUUGUCUCGCGCUCCAACGUCAAGAACUUCCCCUUUACCCAGAUCUACUCGUACGACUUCCAGAUGACCGACGGCGUGCCGGUCAUCACUCUUCACCCGCGCGUGCCAGGCACCCGCAAGUGCAAGGUGUACAAGAUCGUGCCCGAGAACGAGGCCAUCCUGCACCAUGUCAAGGCCCGCUUCGAGGCCAUGAUUCAGCUCGUCAUCGAGUCCCGCAAGCUCUUUGUCACCGUCAAGAAGGCAUUUGUCCCGGUCUCGGAAAAGGACGUCGCCGUCGACGUCGGCGAAGAGGUCACCAUCGUCAAGACCGUCAAGUCGGGCGACCUCCUCAUCCGCAAGAAGGACGGCACUGCAGGUACCAUCCCCGUCGACUGCGUUGACAUGCCCAAAGCUGCCCGCCUCAAAGCCAAGAAGGGUCGCCGCCAGUCAAAGGUCCCCGUCGCCGCCGCAGGCGGCAUCGGCGACCUCGUCGCAGACUCGGGUCUGCCCGCCAACGCCGACGUCAACGCUGCCGACGCCGCCGACGCACAGUCCAACUCGGCCGCCGCGCCCUCCGCCUCGGCCUCGUCCACCACCGCUCCAGACACCUCGGCUGCCGCCUCCUCCUCGUCAUCCUCGUCUUCGCUCGACUCGUCCGGCUCGUACUCCUCGUCUUCCGACUCGGACUCGGACUCGGACUCGUCGUCUUCGUAGCUGAGCCGCCCACAUACACUCAGAAUCACACC